Caenorhabditis sp. 36 PRJEB53466 is the source of this 2709-nucleotide messenger RNA. The record is from the annotation of a GenBank genome assembly. Lineage: Eukaryota; Metazoa; Nematoda; Chromadorea; Rhabditida; Rhabditidae.
AUGCUGAUUCACAGUGUACAUAAUGUUCUUUUCUUUCGUUCUCUGAUCACAAAAAUACCUUGCAAUGAAAAACGGAAAGAAAGAUACAUUUUCAUUUCAGAGCCCACCUACUUUGUCCGAAUCCCCACUCCGAAGCGUCUUGUUCUGGAGGCCGGAGAGACUGCCGAAGUGUUCUGCGAAGCCGUCGCCGAUCCUCGUCUUCCCAUCAAAUAUCAGUGGACAAUCAAUGGGAAAGUGCUCACCGAGUCGCAGUAUUAUGAGUAGGGAUUGAAAUGAAAAUGCAGAAAAAGAAGACAAGAGAAUUUCAGAAUCCUGCCGGACCGUCUCCGUUUCCGAUCCAUUCGAGGACGGCACUCCGGGAUCAUCGACUGCGCGGCCAUCACCGACGUCGACGUGAAACUGGCCUCGAUGCAGUUGAUCGUGAAGGACGUGCCCGCCCAUCCGGUGGUCGAAGCCGCGCAAUGCUCGGAACGGAAGGCGACGAUCAAAUGGGUUCCCGCUUCGGAUCACGGAGAUUCUAUCAAAAAGUAUAUUGUGGAAAUGUUCACAGAUUUCAAAAAGGUCUGUUAGUUGUGCACUGAUUGAUUGAAUGCUCGAUUUCAGAACGAAUGGGAAGUGAUAAACGAGGAAGUGAACGUGAAUAAAGAGCACUUUGAAGUGGAUAUCACUCUGACUCCGUGGGUGAAUUACACGUUCCGAGUGGUGGCAGUCAAUUCUCACGGAAGAUCGGACAUGAAAAUAGACGGACAGCCGAAGGAGGACUGGCUGACCUGCCAGACCCGUCCGUCCUUCCCGUACACCAAUCCGACUGCAGUGAAAGGAGAGGGAACCGAACCGGACAACCUGGUCAUUUCCUGGAAACCAAUGGACAGAUACUAUUGGAAUGCGCCGAACAUGCAAUAUCUCGUGAGGUACAAACUGGAUGAGCCCGUUCAUGGAUGGACUGAGUUCCUGGUCGAAGACUCUUUGGCGGUAAGCGAUCUGUUAAAGUAGCCGAUGAAUUGAAGAGUUUUCAGAAUUAUACAAUAGUUCGAGAUCAACCAACGUUCCGGAAGUAUCUGAUACAAGUGCAAGCGGUCAAUUCAGUGGGACCAAGUAUUGUGGAGCCUGAGAUUCAGCACGGAUGGUCCGGAGAAGACGUGCCGGAUGAGCCUCCUCGUGACUUCAGAAUAGAUACUCAAAUAAACUUCACCACGAUAAAUUUCACGUGGAAUGCAGUGGAUGCGAACACGGUGAACGGACACUUUAUGGGAUACGAAAUCGAAUAUUGGAAGGCUGAAAACACAAUAAGGAAAUAUUCCAUCAAGAUUCCAGCCAAUUCCACAUACAAAGUCAUCUUCAAUAGUUAAUUGGGAAGCCACGUCAUCCAUACUUUCAGAUAAUCAACUCUUUCCACGCAGUCACCAACUACAGUGCUCACAUCCGAACGCGAAACAAACGAUUGCGGAGUGCUCCGAGUGAUCCUGUCUCGUUUGCCAUGCCAGAAGGACGUAAGUGCCCCGAAGAUCCCUUCAUUGCACUCCUGAUUCUGCUGUUCAGCUCCCGGAAAAGUGCAUAAUCUGAGGGUGUACUCAGUCGGAUCCACGGCCAUUUUGCUCCAAUGGGAUCCCCCGCUGCAGCCGAACGGCCGAAUUCGCGGUUAUUUCAUCUCGUUUCAAAACGAAAAAAGUGAGUCCGAUUUCCUGAGAAUGAAGCCUUAUUUUCUGUGAAGAGCUCUAAGAUUACGAGUUCAUAGUUUGAGAUUGAAAAUAGAGUUCUUGGUCUUUCGAUCUCCGUGCUCCACUUCCUCUUCCAAUCGUCUUCCAACUGAAUGAAUUCAGAUGAGACCGAAGAGACAUAUGUCAUCCACCGACAAAGACAUUAUUUGCACGAAAAAAGUGAGCCGGACACUGGAUACAAAGUCUCUGUUUGGGCGGAAACUCGGGCGGGAGAGGGUCCGAUCACACUGAGACCGGUGAGGACGUGGCCGGCCAGAAGUGAGUGACUCUCCGAAGGCAUAUCAAAUGAAAUGAUACUAUUUCAGUCCCCGAUGCACCACUCUUUCGGAUCAAAAACAUUUCCUUGGAGCAGUUCGUCGUCGAAUGGCUUCCGAACAACCACAGUGUGUGGAAGAUGCCGGGAGCAGCGUUAUUUGUGAAUUACACUGCGGAAGGGUCGAAUACGUGGCACCAAUCGGAGAUAAUCUAUCUGCCGAACACCGAGAUUCUCCUCAGAAGUCUGUCUCUCUUCACUUUCACUGAUAAACUUUGAAUGUUGCAGACUUGAAAGAAGACCAGAAGUAUUUCAUCCAAGGGAUCGCCAAAGAUGGUCCCCGUCAGAGCGAAUCUAUCUUCCUGCCCAUCAAAACUCUCAACCGGGACUACGCGAAUCGGCUGAAAGAGGAUUCGUUGCGCAGCGCCGCGUGGUUCAUCGCAGUGCUCGGCGUGCUCGGCAUCGGACUCUUUACCAUUUGCCUCACUUUCUGCUGCGGAAACAAGAACAGACAAGAGAAAUUCGCCGUGCGCAGGAAGGUGAGCCAUUUUUGCACUUUACGGAAAAAACGCUUUGCAACGAAAGUUUUGAUGCGGAACGCACUUUUAAUCGAGAAAUCAGUUCCGGAAUCGGAGAAUCAUCGAUCACUUUCUUUUGCAGGAAAUCGAAAUCAGCCAUCAGCAGGAUAACGAAGAAGAAAAACAGUUUCUCGAGUACCAGUACGGGUUCAAAAACUGA